Mycetomoellerius zeteki is the source of this 1790-nucleotide messenger RNA. RefSeq names its product twisted gastrulation protein homolog 1. The record is from RefSeq and is a predicted model, not a curated record. The coding region runs from base 918 to 1676 and encodes 252 amino acids. The transcript has 4 exons. Gene Ontology annotation, biological process: regulation of BMP signaling pathway. NCBI's taxonomy places the organism in Eukaryota, Metazoa, Arthropoda, Insecta, Hymenoptera, Formicidae.
GCGGUCCACGCUCUUUCUUAAUUCAGUCCAAUGAGAACUGCUCUUCGAUUCGUCACACCCGCCGACAAAUCUCUUUCUAUUAUCUGUUUUCCUAUUUCCUUCUCUGUCUCGCACCGUUUCGCGAAAGAUCGCCGCGAAAUUUUGAAAAAGCUACGACGAAACGGGUAUUCUCCACCGUUCUCCACCGUUCUCCUCCGACGCCGAUCCCCGAUCGAGCGAGCGAUCGCGAUUGCGAUUCGCACGACGCAAGUACAUCGCGAUGCGUCGCAACGCGGUAACGUCGUAAAACCGCGACAGGUGCAUCCUUCGCGCUGGAUGGGACACGCCGUACGCGCCGCCGUCGAGCAGGAAAAGGAUCCUCGCGGAAGACGGACGCCCGUCACUCCGCGAGUUUGUUUUGACGACGUGUACGGUGCUCGCGAGAGAGGCGUGAGCGCGCUGCGUCGUAAACACGCUGUGAUCUAAGUGCGCGAUUCCCACGAGAGAACGUUCAUCGAACGUUGGCGAACGUUGGCGAACGCGUGGAUCGAUUCAUUUUACGAUCGCGAAAAAUCGUCAAGAUCUUCGACUCGUCAUCGUCCAAGAGAACUAUACAUCUCAUCGUCUUUUGCGUGUCACAUACAGCAUCUUAUUCUGUGCCUCAACGAUCUCUCCGACAUAUCCUCGCGAACACGAAGAGCGGCCGGAUUCUCGUGCGUCGCGGGCGAUUGGACGAUUCGCUGAAACCGCUGAGAGAAAACGCUCCUUCCUAGAGGAUGCGAGGAAGGAUUUCUCCUCUUACCGAGGAAACAUGUCCCGCAGCGGUCGUCGCAACGCGCGAACCGGUUGCGCGCUCUUAAAAUAGUUUCUCACGCGCGUAGGUAACUGGCGCGCACCGUUGUCCCGCCGCUGGAACACGCCGCCGGAGUAGUGCCAGGAUGACGAGUUGGAGUGCAUUGUUUGUCGCGGCCGCCGUCGGGAUUCUGUUGUUGACGACCGCGACGAAACGCUCGGAAGCGUGCAACGAAGCGAUCUGCGCCAGCGUCGUGAGCAAGUGCAUGCUGACGCAGAGCUGUAAGUGCGACCUGGUCACCUGCACUUGUUGCAAAGACUGCUUCUCGUGCUUGAGCUAUCUGUACGACGAGUGCUGUUCGUGCGUAGAUUUAUGCCCGAAGCCAAAUAUCACCGACAAUCCGUUGAGCAGGAAAUCUCACGUGGAGGAGUUCAGCGAGCCAGUGCCAGCGCUUUUCCAGGCACUCACGGCUGAGGCGGAUCCGCACGAGAGAUGGCUCACCUUCACAUAUCCGGUAGACUUUGACAUGACAGUGUUCGCGCCGAAACACGAGAACGAAAUGAAAUAUCAUAUACAGGCCGCGAACGAGGAGCUGCAUCCGUUGAAGCCAAACGUGAUGACGGUGAACUGCACGGUCGCGUUCAUGGCGCAAUGCAAUUCCUGGAACAAAUGUCGGGCGUCCUGCCAGAGCAUGGGCGCCACGAGCUACAGGUGGUUCCACGACGGCUGUUGCGAGUGUAUAGGCGAUACGUGCAUCAACUACGGAAUCAACGAAUCGAGAUGCACACUGUGCUCACAGGGGGACAAAGAGGAGGAAGAUGACCUGAAGGACACGCAAACGGCGUAUGACGAUUACGGUCAGGACGAAGACGAAGAUGUGCUGGGCGAAGACGUAGAGGAUUAGUCAUCGCGUUCGUCUUCUGGCAUUCUUCCGUGCAAAAUAUAUGCGACAAGGGAAAAAGUGUUUGUGUGAAAGACAUUCCGAUAAAAUUACGAUCGCGAGAUUAUUUGUUCUUGU